AUGGACUUCGACGCCAAGUUUUUCUUCUCCUUCAUGAGGCUUGGUUGUGCCGAGACUUCGUCGGGUCUCAGCUUCACCAACCUUUGCUCGAAAGGCUGUUCCUUGGAUCAGGCUGCAUUUCUGCAGCUUCAGUGUGCUUUGCUCCAUCACUGGGUGGACAAGUUCAAGACGCUGUCAGAGGAUGGCACGUUUCAUUUGCUGGCCACGCUUCCCACUGAACUGCAUGUGGCAGAACUGAUCAGGACAGACGUUCUGUGCUACAAUCUGGUUUUGCUGUGUACUGUUUUGGGGCUAGGGCAUGCGGCAAAGAUCCGAAAAGCGAUACUGUGGAGGAACUUGUGGUCGAAAGCUAUUGGGCUGUCCAAGCGUUCCAUGGAUGAGAAGGAUGCGUGUAAAAAAUUGGAGACAUCAGCCAACCAGGUUACCAAGCUCACAGGUCUCCUGGACCAGGCGGGUGAAUAUGGGACGAAGCCUGAGCAGGUUCAGCCCAUCUUGGCUGCUGCGCGGGCAUGCUGCAGAGCAGUUGAUGUUCACACUGCCUGCAAAGGCAUCACGGAUCCUGAUGCGAAGGCCAAGUGCGAGACCCUUGAUGAAAGUUUGGAGGGAUGCGCGCUGGUCAUGAAGGACAAGUUUGGCAACACCGCUUAUGCCUCUACUUUUUUCCAGUCCCUCUUCAAGGAUUCGGAGAACCCAUACCUCUUUCCAACGAAUGAUGAAUUUGAUUCGAACGUUCUCUUGCGAGAGCUGAUCAUCGAAGGUGAAGUGCUGGCAGAAGUUCUACGAACUGAUGAAUCGGCCCAUGUGUUGCUUGGAAAAUGUGCUCUUGCGCUGCAGGAGUUCCAGGAGAAGCUGGGCACUGACAAGUUCGCAGCUUGCUGCAAACUCUACGCAGUCUUCAAAGAGUUGAUUGGCCAGUUUGGCAGGCUGACGGAGCCGAGCUGGACGGUUCACAUCCAGGAUGCAGGGCGCAGGUUUUUGAAGAUCAUUGAUGGCGACAUCGGCUUCGAAUUGGUGCUCUCGUUCUGCAAGGGCAAAGGGCACAAGGAGUGCAUGCAGAAAAUGAAUGCCAUCGGAACUUUGCCACCAACUUUUACCAGGUUCAAGGAGGUGGUUGGAUCAUUUGAGGCUUUGAAUGCCAUUGAGGGAGAGCCUCCGUCUUCAGAUGAUCACACGGAGGUGACCAAGCACUUGACCAGCUUGGUCACAUUUCUGAGUUUGGAUGUGAAGGUUGUAAUGGCCCUGUACCCGGAGUGUCACCAGAAGGUUGACGCCUACCAGAGCCAAAUUGUUGCCAAUAUCCUUCGCACCUUGAACAAGAUGAAAGUGGAUAUCAGGGAAGCGCAGAAAACGCUGGAUACUUUCAGGCCGAUCCUUGAAGCUGCGUCUGUAUGGUCUUUGGACAAUGUCAAAUGGAUGCUGGAGGAUGACGAGGAAAAGGUUGACAAGCCCACUGCGGAGAUUGUCGAUUUGUAUGUGGCCUCAGACCCAUUCCUGAAGUUUGUCAAGAAGAUCAUUUCAGUGGUCAAGGGUGCAAAGAUUGAAGUAAACACAAUCAUGGAUCCUGCACACUGCAUGAAGGGAAUGGUGGAGGCUUUCAUGGAAGACGCCCGCAAGAUCGUUUCUUGCAUGACCGUUUGCUCCUUGCUGCACAACGAGGAGGACAGGGAGCCCGAGUACAAGAUUUCUUGCGCCAGAAAGGUGGGCCAGUUUCUGUCCAAGACAUUUGGCAUGAGCACCAAGGACUUGGCACCAUCUAUUCAGAGCCGUUUCGAAGAGUUUGGGAAGAACCUUGCAUGCCCUUUUGGGAUGUAG
Molecule: messenger RNA, 1812 nt
Organism: Cladocopium goreaui
Lineage: Eukaryota; Dinophyceae; Suessiales; Symbiodiniaceae
Source: the annotation of a GenBank genome assembly